Colletotrichum spaethianum is the source of this 5928-nucleotide messenger RNA. Its product is annotated as negative regulator of mitosis. Bases 1 to 5928 code for a protein of 1975 amino acids. NCBI's taxonomy places the organism in Eukaryota, Fungi, Ascomycota, Sordariomycetes, Glomerellales, Glomerellaceae. Gene Ontology annotation, cellular component: anaphase-promoting complex. Gene Ontology annotation, biological process: metaphase/anaphase transition of mitotic cell cycle; anaphase-promoting complex-dependent catabolic process; protein K11-linked ubiquitination. Gene Ontology annotation, molecular function: molecular adaptor activity. The transcript has 3 exons. The record is from RefSeq and is a predicted model, not a curated record.
AUGGCGUCAGUCAAGUCUUUGGGGCUGCACCAGCCUAGCGGCCUCCAGCACACGGCUCAUGAAGAUGCGCCGCCGUCGACAUAUUUUUGGGAGGUCUCCACCGACCCCGACCAUAACGAGUACGGCGAUACGUGCGAAAUCGAGGAUGAGCUGCUGGUCACCAAAAACUGCGUCGUCUGGAGCCGAGGAGGUGUGUUUCGCAAGUCGUACAAGUUUGACCUCGAAAAGGAGCCCGUCACCCAGGCCCUCCUCGCAUCCUUCCCUACGUCCGACCACAACAAGAAGAACGAUGCGAAGAAGAAUUCGACCGAACCCCCAAAGGAGUCUCGCCGGUUGUCUCGAGCAUUAGUCGUCUUCUUGCGCACCCAAGCCCACGUCUAUUUCCUCUCCGGCACGAGCCAUGUCGUCCACAUGCCCUUCGAGGUCGAGGCCGCCUGCGCAGCACCUCAAGGAGUCAUAAUCCAGCGCAAGCAGCGAGGCGACAAUAACGCUCCUGUCUCUCUCAAGUUCCCGAAAGUCCCGCCCAAUUCCUUCGUCUCCUCGCAGAUCACCGUCACCUCUCCUCGAAGCUCGCAGCACACUGUCUUCUCUGUCGAGGGUCUGAACAAGCCAAAAUCCCUGCCUUUGGGACUAGGCUCGACGCUGGGAAACAUGUGGGAGCCGUCAUUGGACCAUCCAGACUCACAUUGGCCGCGCCUAGUAUCCCUGUUAGACCCCUUGCAAGAGUUGGGGCUCGUUGUUACUCGCCCCGAUGGCACUACCCGAGAGAAGAGGAGGAAGAACACGCCAAAGUCGCCCUACUUCCUCGACCCUGCGGAGGAAAUCUUGCACAUCGAGGAGAUCAAGCAUCCCGGUGCACCCAAGACCAAAAAUUCCGAGCCACUUAUACUAGCCGUCACCAUAAACCGGGAGGCCAGUACUUAUGCUGUGUGGAGAGUUACGUACAUCAAAAACGAGGACCCCUUCAUCGGCCGUCUUAAAAAGGACAAGAGCAGAGCAGAGCGUCGUCGUAGUUCCAUGCAACCCCAUUUCGCAAGCGGCGCCUCGACCCCUGUCCAGACGAACUUCCGCGAAAGCUUUGGUGCUCCUCUACCAGGGAAGAGAGCCAGGAAAAGCGAGAAAGUCGAAAAACUUGACAAGGUUGACAAGCCGCUGGAUCUCGUAUCCUCUUUCGACUUGGAUAAGGAGUCGGGCGCUCACAGGAGACAAUCUCGGCGAGUGAGUUCCAUGUUGGCCCGCGCCGACCUCUCUGCCUCUCAGGAGCGUUCUGUCUUCUCGGAACAAGCUCUUGCCCCAGCACAUGGCGGAUCAAAACGGAUCGAGUCCUACGGUAGCCAAGGACCUAGAAUUAGCGGUGGCUAUGGUUCUUUCAACCAUAACCAGACCAUCCAUCCCAGUCUCGGCAGCCUGUUGGAGGCCCCCAUUGACGGUGUGCUGGAAGAACUACGAGCCGGUGGUGAUUUCGAGGGCUUCCACAACAUGGGCCUGGACGACCACGUCUUUGAUGGCCUUUCUCAGGAAAUGAUGUUCACCAAGAUUCAGUCCAUCUCCCUGGACAACUCCAACGUGCGCUACUCGCUGUCUAAGCAGCCUGCUCGCGAACAUUGCAAAGUCUUCAUCCUGACCGCGCCCCAGUUCGCCCUUGAUGACCCCCUGCGCGGCGAGCUACUCAUUGGGAUCCAGGACUCUCUUGAUAAGAGACUCCAGCUCCUGACCAUUGAUCUCCAGCGAGGACCACGCUUUCUUGUUCCCCCGAAGCCCGGCAAAAGCUCGACGUCGUCUGAAGAUCCUGUCCGGCUAGCUUGCGGCGCACUUCGUCGGGCUCACCAUGUUGUAGAUUCGUGCAAGGUGACGGACGGCGACAUAUCGGUCAUUCUCAUUCUGUCCGAAGGGCACGAAGGCCGCAGAGAGCUAAGCAUACAGGCGCCAUGGAGUCAGAUUACCCCCAUCAACCUCCCGCCAAUGUCACUGGAGAAUAUUCGCAGCCUGCAUUAUCGCGGACGUGUCAUCGACAGAGACGUUCGCCAUCGCAAGUCGGAAGUCAUCGAGGUUGCUAAUGGCAACGUCAGCGGUCUCAAGUACUCCAAGGCUAGGGGAAUCGUCGACAUGGUUGAUGGCGAGGAUAGACACCACCAGAUCCAAAUCCAACUCCAACCUCGAAACCCGCAGGUACGCAAGGUGCUGGACGCAUGCCGUAGUAUUCUUCCAGCAUCGCACGCGGAGAAGAUAUUUCCCGGCUGGUGGCACAUCAUGAUGUGGGUGAAAAACGAAGAGUUUGAAGUUGCGGAUGCAGAAUGGUCUGCUGUGGUGAUUCUGCUCUUAUCCAUAUACCUCGCUCUCGGAAAGACAAAUCUAGCGCAAGACCCUCCGGCCAAGACUACCAGAGGCAAGAGACGGCCUCAAUCCGGCUCGUUUGGUUCAAUCCAAAGCCUUGAGGACUGGAAUACGCUGCAACUGUACGAAACUCCCAAUGCAUUAGGCUGCCCCAGUUGGCAGCAAACUAGGGCCUGGGAUUGGACCCUUGACGAAGACGCUAAUGACGACUCUGAGGGUACUGUCAACUCGGAUCCCAGGCACUCCAAGUUCAUGUCUACCCACAUCCAAUAUGCCAAAGGCUACCUAGCAUCUCAGCUUGGCAAAAAGGCCGUCGGUGCCAACGGCUAUCUGCCGACUGGGCAACAGCGCAGCGCUGAAAACCGCGGCAAUGCUGCAUGGAACAUAUUCGUCGCACUUCAUCUCCUGCUAGAGGAACAAAAGCUGGAGAUCAUGACUCCUGAAUACGCUUCCCCGGGAACAGCCCCUUUGCGCGUGGUCAUCUGCCAGAUUGCCCGCUGGCUUGGGUGGCACGAUUUCGUGGCCACAUAUGAGUUGGGAAUCCAGGAAGAGCUGGACCCCCGUUAUGACUCCGAGCUCCGCCUUGAAGUACCUCUCACUCAACCGUCUGGCGUCGAUUUUGACAUCUUCCACUGGAUCCAGACGUGUCUCGCCACCGGCCAAUACCACCCAUUCCUAACACUUGCCAACCUCUACCAUUCCCAAACAACAAAAGCUGAACAAGACCAUCUCAAGGAUUCGAGAUGGACCUCCAUCACCCCAAGGACGCUAAUGUUCAAACGUCUCUUUGAAAAGCUCACGCCGAAUAGCAGCCCAUCCAGCAUGGUUGAAGCCAUGCACUCGGCAGGCAUCAACAGCCGCGUCCUGGAGACACUUCCUGAAGCCGUGCUCGCUCCCCUGAAAGAUUCCAUAUCGAGGUGUCAAGCCCGACCGCCUGCUUCAUGGCCAAAGGACUUGUUGGAGCUCGUCAACCGUGGCGACAUCAGCAUGAUCUUGGCACCGACCAAAAACCUGCAAAAGAGCGGUGCCAACAUCCUUACACCCACGCAUAAUGCAUCCUGGGAUUACCGUACCAUCUGCCAGAGCGUUGAUGAGUACAACAACGUUGGCUACGAUGAGGGUGAAGGCACCGAGCGGCAGGCUGUCAUACGGGCCCUUUUCAAAGAGGAUCGUCGUCUCAACGAAGCUCAAAAUCUUUUAUCAACACACAGGGCCCGCGUGGUGCGCCUUGAAGCUGACCCAGCAUGGUCAGAGAGCGAGUACCUCGAGAAGCAGAAGGAGCUCGUGUCCAGAAUCGCUACCGGCACGCUGGCCAUCCCUGCGGGGCGUGCUCUUCUAUACUACAGCCUACGAUACCCACUGUUGACGCAGAAAUUCCACGUCGCCGGAUUCAAUCUCAACUGCGUCGUUCGCCCAACAAACGUCACUGUCGGAGUUGACAAGGCAUUGUUUACCGAGGAGAAGGUAUGCUGGGGCUUUUUCCAUCAGGGCGUGGCUGCUGGACUUGCUAUUUCACCGCAGGCGAAGGGCAUCGACACCUCGUGGAUCCUAUACAACAAGCCCGGCCACGAUCUGAGCAAUCGCCAUGCCGGCUUUCUGCUGGCCCUGGGUCUGAAUGGGCACCUCAAGGGCAUCGCCAAAUGGGUCGCCUUCAAAUACCUGACCCCCAAACACACCAUGACCUCUGUUGGUCUUUUGCUGGGCCUCGCCGCAUCUUACAUGGGCACCAUGGACUCUCUCAUCACCCGUCUCCUCUCGGUACACGUUACGCGCAUGCUGCCUCGAGGGGCCGCAGAGCUGAACCUAUCUCCCUUGACGCAGACGACUGGCAUCAUGGGCAUCGGCUUGCUGUACUCUAACAGCCAACACAGACGCAUGAGCGAGAUUAUGAUGUCAGAAAUCGAGCACGUUGACGAAGAAGAUGAAGAUGAACCUCUCCGCAGCGAGUGCUACCGCCUGGCCGCUGGUUUUUCGCUUGGUCUCAUAAACCUUGGCAAAGGAAAUGACCUUCGUGGACUUCACGACAUGAAGCUUACCGAAAGUCUUGUCACGAUCGCCACUGCUACGAAGAAGGUGGAGAUGGUCCAUGUGCUGGACCGAGCAGCCGCCGGCGCAGUUAUGGCGCUGGCGCUGAUGUUCAUGAAGUCCGAGGACCAUAUCGUCGCCCGCAAGAUUGACGUUCCGGAGUCCAUCGUCCAGUUCGACUACAUCCGACCUGACAUCCUGCUCUUGCGAACUGUCGCGAAGAACUUAAUUAUGUGGAACAAGAUCCAGCCGACGUUCGAAUGGAUCCUGGAGAGCCUGCCCAAGCCUUACCGCAACCGCCACAAGCUUGUCAACACAUCCAAGCUGAAGAGCACCGACCUCCCAUUCUUCAGCAUCAUCACCGGAAUCUGCUUCUCGAUCGCACUGCGUUAUGCGGGCAGCGCGUCUACGAGGGUACGAGACCUUUUGAUACACUACCUGGACCACUUUAUCCGCAUCUCUCGGAUACCCGCCACACGGCGACCGCCGCCUCACGACUAUCCCAUGUAUGACGAGGAGUUGGCUCGUUCAAACGCCCGCAUGUGCCAGGACGUUCUUGCGCUUUCUGCCGCCAUCGUUAUGGCCGGAACCGGCGAUCUUGUCGUGCUUCGUCGUCUCCGUCUGCUGCACGGCCGAGACGAUCCCGAAACUCCGUACGGCUCGCACCUGGCUGCCCAUCUGGCCAUCGGAUCGCUGUUCCUGGGGUGUGGAACGGCCACUUUUGGCACGAGCAACAUGGCCAUCGCCAGUCUGCUCAUUGCAUUUUACCCCGUGUUCCCCACGUCAGUCAUGGACAACCGAUCCCACCUCCAGGCUUUCCGUCACUUUUGGGUCCUGGCAACGGAUCCCCGCUGCCUUGUCGCCAAGGACGUUGCCACGGGCCAGCCCAUAUCGGCCACGAUUGAGAUUCGCCGGAGGAGCACAGAGGCGCAGGAUGAUGCAGAGACGGUUGCCACCGUCCGACAGACGCCCUGUCUCCUGCCUCCCCUCACCGAAAUCGCCAGCAUCCGCACCAACGCUGGCCCGGCGUUCUGGGACCUCGAGAUCGAUUUUGAGAAGAACCCUUCGCUCGUCGACGCGUUCCGGCAGAACCAGAGUCUCUACCUGCGCCGGCGUCCAGCGCAGGAGGCCCCAUUCACGUCGACGCUGCGCGCUCUCGGUCGCGACGCGCUCGCCGACGUCACCGACAACGGCAGGCGCGACCCCCUCGAGUGGGUAUUUGGUCUCGACUCCCUCCGCGACCUCACGUACGCCGAACGCGCCACCGUGCUCGACCGGACUACGUCAUCCGAGGGCGCCGGCAGCGAGAGCUCCGGGUCCGCAGUCGACGCCCGCCUCGUGCUGGAGCGCAGCAUGGACGGGUCCUCGAGGGAGCGGCUGCUCGGGCUCAAGAUGCUGUUCGAGUGGACGGAUCGGCGCGCACAGCUGGAGGGUAGCUCGUGGGCCAAGGCCAAGAAUGCCGGCGACGGCAAGGAGGGGGAGAAGAGCCAGGAAUGGUGGAUGCGGGACAGUGUCGUUGAGGAGCUCAAGGGGCGAGUAUUCAUGGCUGGGCGUGACGGCGGGCCGUAA